Molecule: messenger RNA, 492 nt
Organism: Lachancea meyersii CBS 8951
Lineage: Eukaryota; Fungi; Ascomycota; Saccharomycetes; Saccharomycetales; Saccharomycetaceae
Source: the annotation of a GenBank genome assembly
AUGGGUGAACAGGAAGAUAUAUCACUGCCAAAAGCGACCGUGCAGAAAAUUAUCUCAGAAGUGCUGGAAAGCGACCUGACGUUCAGUAAAGAGGCCAGGGAAAUUAUAAUCGAGUCCGGAAUCGAGUUCAUCAUGAUCCUGUCGUCAAUGGCGUCGGAAAUGGCCGACAAAGAAGCCAAGAAGACGAUUGCGCCGGACCACGUGAUCAAGGCGUUGGAAGAGCUGGAGUACCAUGAGUUCAUCCCGUACCUAGAGCAGAUCCUGGUUGAACAUCGAGAAACACAACGAAUCAAGGAGCGUCGCGAUGCCAAAUUCAAGAAAUCCGGGCUCUCCGAAGAAGAACUGCUUCGACAGCAGGAAGAGCUUUUCCGGCAAUCGCGGACCCGUUUCCAGCAAGUGUCAACGAGUGGUGGCCCAGACGGCGAGCUGGGCGUAUCGGAAGACGCAGCCAGCGAGCGGUCGCUUUCAAACUCGGUGAAAGCCGAGGAAUAG